AUGCAGGCAAAUAAUAAAAAGAAGCGGAAGCUGGCGCAACAGGUGGCGAUAUCCGACAAACGUCAAUGCAUUCGACCUGACUUCAAGACUCAUCUCGCACCAAAUCAAUCAAGCAGGAAAGACGUCGGCACCCGUGGACGGCGACCAAAACGCGCCAGCAGCUUUCCACCAAACUCCUCCGAUGGCCGUAUCCGUGGAAUGGCCAAACCGCGACAAGGCGAGCAACAGCAAUCACACCAGACAAAUGUCUGCCGCUUUUCCGACCUCCUGCCGAAGCAUCAAAAACAACAGAAACAGCGGCAGCGCCAACGCAAGAUGCUUUUUCUCAAAAGGCAACGUCAUCAGGCAGUCAAGUCUCUCGUUUGCUUCAAGGCUAAGCGGUCACUGAAGCGAGGAAAACUGCCUCCAGUGGCAAUCUCCACCAACAACGACGGUGUUGGCUGCAACCAUGCUUCCCAUUCACCGGCAGACUUUGACAAAGAGUCUGGUUCUGCCAAUGGUUUUAGCAGUCGCACCGGAAGUUAUUUGGGACGACAAAACGAGUCAAGCCCCAAUGGUCUAUUCCCGCACUCGGAUCUGGGGUCGGCGAAUGGUUCCAGUAGUCUCGAAGCGCCGUCGCAAGGCGACACCCGUGGUACAAGCAGACCCAAACGUUCGCGGACGACUGCUGGCAAGCUGCGACAGCCAAUGAACACAAUCGAUUUGGAGUUUUGUCGACGGGCCACGGAAGAUCUCAUUGCACACGAAGCAUCCUGGCCCUUCAGAAGGCCAGUAAGUAGCAAGGGCGUUCCGCUCUAUCGAAAGGUCAUCAAGCGACCAAUUGACCUCUCCACAAUUCUCAAACGUCUCAGCGAUGAAAAGGUGUAA
Dibothriocephalus latus is the source of this 867-nucleotide messenger RNA. Lineage: Eukaryota; Metazoa; Platyhelminthes; Cestoda; Diphyllobothriidea; Diphyllobothriidae. The record is from the annotation of a GenBank genome assembly.